Molecule: messenger RNA, 450 nt
Organism: Porites lobata
Lineage: Eukaryota; Metazoa; Cnidaria; Anthozoa; Scleractinia; Poritidae
Source: the annotation of a GenBank genome assembly
AUGGACACGAUUCCUGCUUCUCUUGGUGGCACAGACGACGAACGUGAAAAUGAACCGACUCUGGAAGAAUAUUAUAAACCAGACGGCUUACUGCGCGUUGGACGAAGUCGAUGCGGCUUCCCUGAUCGCAAAAACGACCACUUGGUCCAGCUCCUAGUCUGCAAGAAUCAAAACACGAGAGAAACACUGGACAUUUCUGAGAAUUACGAAAUAACAGUGACAGUUGCUCGAGAUGCUGGCCAAGGUAGUGAUCCAGUCGACUGCGACUACAUGCGUAUCAAAACUGAAACCAAAAAUGGCUUGAAACGAUCCAUGGCAGGAGUUGCUGGGUUUUACUUCCGCUUUUAUGAGCCAAACACAAUGUACUUGGUCACGUUCGCUCUGAAAACCGGUCCAACGACGAAGAAGAGUGAAAAGAAACGUAAAAAACAACAAAGCUUGAGGAAAACG